This is a messenger RNA of Castor canadensis (American beaver), 822 nucleotides long. NCBI's taxonomy places the organism in Eukaryota, Metazoa, Chordata, Mammalia, Rodentia, Castoridae. The record is from RefSeq and is a predicted model, not a curated record.
GCCUUUUCUUCCUAUUUAAGACCUUUUCUUGAUUUCUAGUCUAUACUCAUUUUUUAAUGUUUCUGUUGAAUUUUAGCUAUUUCUGACUUUCAGAUAAACAUAUUGUUUAUAGAACAUCAGAAGUCUCAUGUUUGUGAUGCCAAAAUGAAAAGUUGGUGAAACCCUGGGGAAAUCAACCCAUGCACUAAAAAUGUCUAAGACUGGAACCAAGAUUACUUUCUAUGAAGAUAAAAAUUUUCAGGGCCGCCACUAUGACUGUGAUUGCGACUGUGCAGAUUUCCACUCCUACCUAAGUCGCUGCAACUCCAUUAGAGUGGAAGGAGGCACAUGGGCUGUGUACGAAAGGCCCAACUUUGCUGGGCACUUGUACAUCUUACCUCAGGGGGAGUACCCUGAAUACCAGAGAUGGAUGGGCCUCAAUGACCGCCUGGGCUCCUGCAGAGCUGUUCAUCUGUCUAGUGGAGGCCAAUACAAGAUUCAGAUCUUUGAGAAAGGGGAUUUUAAUGGUCAGAUGUAUGAAACCACUGAAGAUUGUCCUUCCAUCCUGGAGCAAUUUCACAUGCGAGAGAUCCACUCCUGUAAGGUGUUGGAGGGUGUCUGGAUUUUCUAUGAGCUACCCAACUUCCGUGGCAGACAGUACCUCCUGGACAAGAAGGAGUACCGGAAGCCCAUCGAUUGGGGUGCAGCUUCCCCUGCUGUUCAGUCGUUCCGCCGCAUUACGGAGUAAUGACAUGAAUGGGGCCACAGAUUUCUUCCUAACUUAGUGCUGGAUGGCCUUUGUAGUCCAAAUAGACACCAUAAAUAAAAUAAUUGGCAUGCAUC